AUGCUAAGAGCAACUUCGCGCCUAACAAACAUCAUGGCAGCCGAUCAGCAGAAGCGUAACAUUGUCAUCAUCGGUGGCGGCAUCAUUGGCUCAACUACAGCAUACUUCCUGUCGCACCACCCAAACUUCAACAAAGAAAGAGACAGCAUCACACUUUUAGAAGCUACUAAGAUUGCUGGCGGUGCCUCAGGGAAGGCCGGUGGUCUUCUAGCAUUAUGGGCUUACCCCAACUGCAUCGUACCGUUAAGUUACAAACUUCAUCAGGAGUUAACCGAGAAGCAUGGCGGCGCUGAGCGUUGGGGAUACCGAGCCGUGCACUGUGGUCAGGUCGAUACGUACGGUGUUCUAGCCAAGAACAAGGGUGGCAAAGACGGUGCGAACGGCAAGAGCAAAGAUGACUCGGUCAGUCUACAAAAGCGCACGCAGAGAGCAAUUGGAUUACUACGCGCUGCCGGUGUACCGAAAGACCUCGAUUAA
Alternaria ethzedia is the source of this 477-nucleotide messenger RNA. RefSeq lists its product as uncharacterized. The transcript has 2 exons. The record is from RefSeq and is a predicted model, not a curated record. Gene Ontology annotation, molecular function: oxidoreductase activity. Gene Ontology annotation, biological process: retrograde transport, endosome to Golgi. Bases 1 to 477 code for a protein of 158 amino acids. Lineage: Eukaryota; Fungi; Ascomycota; Dothideomycetes; Pleosporales; Pleosporaceae. Gene Ontology annotation, cellular component: cytoplasm; late endosome.